Penicillium griseofulvum is the source of this 1230-nucleotide messenger RNA. Its product is annotated as OSBP family protein. NCBI's taxonomy places the organism in Eukaryota, Fungi, Ascomycota, Eurotiomycetes, Eurotiales, Aspergillaceae. Bases 1 to 1230 code for a protein of 409 amino acids. The record is from RefSeq and is a predicted model, not a curated record. Gene Ontology annotation, molecular function: sterol binding. The transcript has 7 exons. Gene Ontology annotation, cellular component: membrane; cortical endoplasmic reticulum; cytosol.
AUGGAAGAUUCUCCGCCAAGUGGAGAGGAUGAGGUCGUUGAGCCCGACCAGGGAAAUGUUCUGUCGCAUAUCAUUUCUCAGCUUCGGCCCGGUGCCGACCUGAGUCGUGUCGUCUUGCCGACGUUCAUCCUUGAGCCCCGGUCUAUGCUGGAGCGGAUCACCAAUUUCAUGGCUCACCCUGAAACCCUCCUCCCUAUGUCUGCCAUUGAGGAUCCCGUUGAGCGCUUUGUCUCUGUGGUGAAAUUUUACCUCAGUGGAUGGCACAUCAAACCACCAGGAGUGAAGAAACCGCUCAACCCCAUCCUGGGAGAGACUUUCACUUGCUACUGGGACUAUCCCGAUGGAACCCGCGCCUACUACAUCUCCGAACAAACCUCCCACCACCCACCGAAGUCGAGCUAUUUCUUUGCUGCCCCGGAGCAUAAAAUUCGUAUCGAUGGAACACUCAAGCCCCGGAGUAAGUUCUUGGGUAACUCCGCAGCCAGUAUGAUGGAGGGUAUUGCUAUUUUGCGGCUGUUGAACCAUGGGGAUAAAGAAAAGGGCGAAAAAUAUAUCCUGACCCAACCCAAUAUGUAUGCGCGCGGCAUUCUUUUCGGAAAGAUGAGAUAUGAGCUCGGCGAUCACAGCUACGUGCGUUGUCCCGAGAAUCACCUUGUGGCCGAUAUCGAGUUCAAGACCAAGGGAUAUUUCUCCGGUACAUAUAACGCAAUUGGAGGAACUAUCAAGAACGAACAGACCGGGGAGGUGUUAUAUGAACUUUCCGGAAUGUGGAAUGGGGAGAUGCACCUGAAAGAUGUUCAUACCCACAAAAAAGACAUCUUGUUCGAUGCGACACACGCAAAGGCCACAGCACCCUUAGUCCGUCCCAUGGAGGAGCAAGGAGAGCGAGAAUCGCAACGACUCUGGCACAACACCGUCCAAGCGAUCCAAGCGCGUGACCACGAAGCCGCAACCGACGAAAAGACCAAAAUCGAAGACCGCCAGCGCGACGAAGCCGCCAAACGCGCCGACGAGGGAAUAGACUGGCAUCCCCGAUUUUUCCGCGCCAUCCAAGGCGGCCCCGGCGGACCAGAUGAGGGCGAGGAAGACCUCGACUGGAUCAUCAAUGCUCAAAUUGACAUGAACGAUCCCCAGGUCGCCACUAAACAAAUCCUCUCAAUCGUACCCAUCGUCCAAGGUCAGAAGGAGUCAUCCCAGUUUCAAAUCCCGCCGCAUCACCCCUCGAACUAG